Molecule: messenger RNA, 1072 nt
Organism: Cherax quadricarinatus
Lineage: Eukaryota; Metazoa; Arthropoda; Malacostraca; Decapoda; Parastacidae
Source: RefSeq, a predicted model, not a curated record
GACCAGGAGAACACGUACCUGAUGUUUGAUGGUGACAGUGGCGGGUCGUCUCCCUCACACAACGACCAGGAGAACACGGUGUUGCGCAGGAAGAAGAAGCGACGAUGUCUAAUGGCGCAGAUGCAGCAGCGCCAGGCGGCCAACAUGCGCGAGAGGAAGCGCAUGCAGAGUAUCAACGACGCAUUUGAGGGCCUGCGUGCGCACAUCCCCACACUCCCAUACGAAAAACGUCUGUCCAAGGUGGACACUCUGCGUCUGGCGAUCGGUUACAUCAGUUUCCUGGCGGAGCUGGUGGCGAGCGACCGUGCGCCUGACCCUCACCUCCACCCACCCAACCACAACGACGCCAACAGGAAGGUCAUUGUACGCAGCUCCAGAAUGAGUGUAGACAGUGUGCCUCACUCCCUCACCUGGUCCCAUGUUCGACCUCACGUCAUCAACGGGAAGGUCACGGCUAAGACCUGGGUCCCUGAACAGCAGAAGCGGCAGUGAACAUCAUGUGAACACCCGCUGAACAGGCACUGAACAAGCUGUUUACACUCGGUGAAUACCCCACGAACUAUCGCUGAGCAACACGUGAACACCAGCUGAACAAGAGGUGAACAAGAAGAUUAAAACAAACUUGGUGAACCGGUGAGCUACGUUGAACAAAAGGUGGGAAGAAAAUUGAGAACAUCUAGUUUACUGGAGGUGAACAGAUCUUGAACAUCUUUCCUAAUGAGUGGUGAACAAUCCAUUAAAUAAGUGGUGAACGUUUAGUAAACCAUCAACAAAUAUUCAUUGAACGCUCUGUGAACACUACGAAUUCGUGGAGAACACUUAAAAAUUAGUGAAUACUGUCAACAUUGUCAACUUUGUGAAUACUGUGAACAUUAUGAACAAUGAGAGCUAAGCACUGUGAACAUAACACUGUGAACAUAACAAUAUGAACAUAACAAUAUGAACAUAACACUGUGAACAUAACACUAUGAACAUAACACUGUGAACACAACACUGUGAACAUAACAAUGUGAACAUAACACUGUGAACAUAACAAUGUGAACAUAACAAUGUGAACAUAACAAUGUGAGCA